UUCAAUGUGUUUCCGGCUGGUUAUCCGCGACGGAAGUACAGAGAGUGGACUGUUCUUUCUUUUUAAGCAGGCAUUUUGAACAAAGAUAUUGGGUUUAGAGUUGUAUGCUUACUAUAUUUAUCGGCAAAGAGUAUUGAUAUUGAGAUGUCGGAGGACUUGGUUAAACAGUUGAGCAACUACAAAGCCCAGCUGCAGCAAGUUGAAGUCGCUCUUUCUACUGAUCCAGACAAUGAAGACCUUCUUAAACUCCAAAAAGACUUACAGGAAGUCAUUGAUUUGACAAAAGACCUCCUGACCUCACAGCCGGCAGAGACUGUUGCCAAAACAAGUGGCUCAGACACAGUUCCCGUGAAGCAUGGCUGGAAAGUGGGAGACAGGUGUCUGGCUAUGUGGAGUCAGGACGGACAGAUUUAUGAAGCUGAGAUUGAGGAGAUAGACCGAGACAACGGCACUGCAGCCGUUACCUUCACUGGAUAUGGGAAUGCUGAAGUGAUUCCUCUACAGAACCUCAAGGCAGUAGAGGAAGGAAAGCUUUUGGAGGAGGAUGGGAGUGUAAAGCCAAAGUCGAGGAAAGAGCAGAUAGCAGAGCAGAGGGAGUAUAAAAAGAAGAAAGCUCAGAAGAAGGUACAGAGGAUGAAGGAGCUGGAGCAAGAACGAGAGGAACAAAAGUCAAAGUGGCAGCAGUUCAACAAUAAAGCCUACUCAAAGAACAAGAAAGGCCAGGUGAAGAGGAGCAUAUUUGCAUCUCCAGAAAGCGUCAACGGAAAGGUGGGAGUGGGAACGUGUGGUAUUGCAGACAAGCCUAUGACCCAGUACCAUGACACGUCCAAAUACAAUGUCAGACAUCUAAUGCCACAAUGACCUGAUAUGACCUGUACAUAAUAGUCCACUGUAUACUAGCUGUAUCAGUGCUUUCCAUUGUGUUUAUACAUGAUUUAAGUUUCUCGAGUAAAGUAAGCUUUGAAAGUAAGUGCUUGCACACCAAUGUUUUGAAAUAUUGUUGUAGUUUCAUAUAUAUAUAUAUAUAUAUAUAUAUAUAUAUAUAUAUAUAUAUAUAUAUAUAUAUAUAUAUAUAUAUCAUUAUUAUUAUUAUUAUUAUUAUCAUUAUUAUCAUUAUUAUUAUUAUCAUUAUUAUUAUUAUUAUUAGUAUUAGCCACAACAAAUAAAAUCCAUAUGAGGGACUUGCCCUCCAUUGGAGCAAGGUCAUCUAUUAUGUAAGAAAAGGAAAUAGUGUUUUAGAAAAGCCAUAGAGUUUGCCGUUUGUCCACUGAGGCCAAAUACCAUCUGUUUUAUUUAUAAACAUGCGCCUGUAGAUGUGGUGUUUGCAUUUGAGGCUGGAUUUUAAACAUUAACGUGUUCUAGGAAAGUCUGAAGAAGAAGAAUGGUGUUGAUUUUGAGUUGGCUGAAUUUAAGUUUUCCCUCAUGUACAUAUAACAGUGAAAUAAACAUUGUUUUCAGUUUUUAAA
Oreochromis aureus is the source of this 1466-nucleotide messenger RNA. It is a transcript of the gene smndc1, whose product is annotated as survival motor neuron domain containing 1. Gene Ontology annotation, cellular component: precatalytic spliceosome; nucleus; cytoplasm. Lineage: Eukaryota; Metazoa; Chordata; Actinopteri; Cichliformes; Cichlidae. Gene Ontology annotation, biological process: mRNA processing; regulation of alternative mRNA splicing, via spliceosome. Bases 145 to 861 code for a protein of 238 amino acids. The record is from RefSeq and is a predicted model, not a curated record. The transcript has 6 exons. Gene Ontology annotation, molecular function: RNA binding.